This is a messenger RNA of Physcomitrium patens, 3756 nucleotides long. The record is from RefSeq and is a predicted model, not a curated record. Lineage: Eukaryota; Viridiplantae; Streptophyta; Bryopsida; Funariales; Funariaceae.
AGAGCCCCUUCGUAAGGAAGCAAGGAAGAGUUGGGCUGAUUGUCGGCGAGACCAGCGGAGGAUCGAGGAGAUCGGCGGUCGCAUCGCGGAAUUUUGCAGUGUGGCCCACGAGCUAUCUAUUCUGACACAAUCUGGGACACACUGGAGAAAGAGAACGAGACAGAGCGGUGAAAUUUCGCACAAUCCUGUCGAAAAUUGACGUGGAAGUUGCUCGUAGAAUCGGUAGUAGCUUAGUUGCUACUGGCGCGUCGCAGCAUGAAUGUAUGCGGAUUUAGUCAUCGCCUUAUCGAAUUCUUUCUCUUUACGACACUGACGACCCCUGCAGAUGUUGUCCUAGAUCGCAACUUCACAACCUGCAGUGAGCAACGCGGAUUCAUCUGAAGUGGAGACGAACGUUAUGGCUUCGGCGUCGUUGUAUGAAGACGUUGCUCACGAUCAUGUUUUCUCUGCCGAACAAAUCUCGAGAGCAUAUGUUCUCAUGAUUUGAGCUUGUGUUUUUGGUGAUGUUUUGAAGGAGUUGUGUUUAGGAAUUUUUUGUGAGGGGGGAUUGUUGGUUUGGGAAUUUGGUGUCUGGGAUGCUGGAUUAGUGUGUCCGUAGUGUAUGCAGUGGUGGGAAAAAUUGGAUUAUUGAGAUGGGCAAUUGGAUGUUUGGCUUUCCAUGACGUUGAGCAUCAGUUAAUGGUAGGGGUAGUGUUUUGUUGGUGUUUAGGGUUUUGUUGCUUUUGAUCGUGGAGUGGAUUUGCUCGCGGAUAUCAUUAAGUAUGUCCUGGUUGAAUUUUUGGUGCCAGAUUGGUGGUUUGUCAAUUUGUCCUUCACUCGUCUUCAGAGCGCUUUGGAGAAUGACUUGAUGUUUGAUAUGAUUUACACGUCAAUUUUGUGCAUACCAGCUCUGGUGGUGAUGUUGCUUGUGUAGAAACGAGGGAUGGCAUUGCAAGAUUUAGUAGUUGUAUUCUUUUGCUCCAGUGUCUAACCUGAAGACAGAAUUGUGCAGAGAAUUGAGUGGGAUCGUGUAUGAGAGCACCUGUUCCAAGAAAAAUUCCGUUGUAUGCCGAAUUCAACUUGUACAAUCUGCUAGCACAAUCAACAUAUGUGAGAAUGUGUAGUACACCCAGAUUUGAGCAUAGAAGGUAGAAGCUGCAUGUGUAAUGACGAAGACGAAGCGUAAGCAAUUGGCGGCGUUGGCAGCUUUGAAAUUCACUCCCUCUGAAUCUCUUGGAAAUACUGUUGUACAUCAAGAUGAACAUUGCCCAGAUGAGAAUUCAGCUUCUCUUGAAGUUCGACAGCAGCGGAUUGUUUUCUGGAUCCCUUCAGAUCCAUCUCCCCGAUUAGUAAAUCCUAGGAGUUUUGGAAUUGGUGGUUCACCUUCUAGGAAGCGGCAGCGAUCUACUAACGCUGGAGAAGAGUGUACUUCGGAUGGUGAAGAGGGACACGUCUACCAAAAAUAUUCUAAGAUCAUUCUGAAACUCGAUAAAUGUAAUUUAGAGAAAGGCGUCGGCACCUCGCUCGCUCUCAACACAACCCAUGUUAGUGCAGAAAGAGCAUUUCAAAGGAGGAAACCAGGUGCUCGCUUGUUGACCAAGGAGAAAGUGCUAUCUGUUCUGAAAGUCAACACAAAUUGCCCUGAUAGCCCAUCAGUUCAAGCGAUUAAGAGGACAACUGCCGAAGACAAAGACGAGCUUCCACUUGUGAGCCUCUCUGAUGACAACUGGGAAAAGGGGAUUGGUUUUGCUAGAGAACUACCUCCACCUCAAUAUUCGAGAAUCCUGAAACCGCCGACUAGGAAGACAGUCUCUUACAAUGAUUUGGUGUCUGCCAAACCAGCACACAAGUUGAGGCUUGAGCAAGAUGAAGCAAUUACAGAUAGGAAAAUUUUAUUCAAUUUCACUAGAAAGCUUGCAACUGUUUCGGAGAAAGAUGUAGACCCUCGUUCAGAAAGAACGUGGGCGCAGGAUAUAGUGUCUCACACAUACAAACGGCAGAAAACAAGAUUGUUAGUAGACACUCUCUCCCAGCAUGAACAGACAUUAGUUAGGGCUAAAUCACAAGUUACAACACUUCAAGUCUCCUGUAAUGAACGAAAUUUACGAUCCGUCGAAAAGAACGUUAUCUCAGAAUCAUCAUCAGCUGUUGUUGUGAGAGUUGCCUACACAGAGUCUGCUUUGAAAGACUUAACUACAUUGAAGAAGAAACUAUCGACGGUUUCGGGAAACACAGUUGUAUUGGGUAGAGCGGCAGAACAGUCACCAAGAAACGAUGUUCCAGCAAUAUCAAAUUAUUCUGAUAGUCCAAGUAACCGGAAAGGAAACAUCUUGGCAGACAGACCAGCUUCGACAUCCAAGAUGGUCAACGUUUCAUCCUCCUCUCCGGCCAAAGCGACACUGCACCAGGGUUCAUCAACCUUUCUUGAAAAGCCGAAUGGACAGACUCUAUUGCGCACAUCAUUGUUGAGGACUAGGAAGAGAGUGGCGACCCAAGCCAAGGGGAACAACAGUGUUUCCACUGUUCCGAGCACGAGGGGAAUGAAAAUGUCCUCAUUAGCUGAGUUGGAUGAUUGUAAGGGAUUGAUGGCAUCAGAGUUGGGGAGCAUUUACAGUGUAACUGAGGUGCGCAACAGUGAAAGUGCUGUUGGUGAAAGUACUGAGGUGCCGUUGUUGGAUGAAUCCAACAGGGAUCAUUUGAUGCGUCACUACCAUGGAUCUGAUGUUGUCACGAGCAGUAAUAAUGCCAUAGCUCUUAAUUCAAGAAGCCGGAGGAUAAGCUUUCUGUGCAGAAAUGCAGGAGGGUAUUUGGAAGAGGAGGAUCCAUUUAGGGGAGAAUAUUUGCAUCGUUCUCUCAAGCCGAGAGAGAAUUUCCAUUCUCGCAUGAGCACCCCUUCUACGACAGGCUCCAGAAUUAGGGGUCAGGGUAAUGUUCACAGGCAACUAGGCAAUAGAGAUGCCCCUCAUGCUUUUCAAAGCUACAUAAAUGGAUCUAAAACCAAUGGACGUUCCGUUGAGCUGAUCAGGCAACAAGGCGAGGUCUUGAGGGACUCAAAAUCACGACAUAGGUGUUUUGACAGUCGAUCACUUUCAUUGAAAUCUGUAGGCUACAAAAGGAUCAACCACGCUGCAGAUAUGGCUGCUUUGGUACAAUCCAAGCUGAAUGAAGUCGGGGGAUUGACCGAGUGGCUCAUCGGUGGGGGACUGGGGUGUUUGUGGAUUUGUUUCAAGAGAGGAAACUAGGAGAAGCCGAUCUUCUUCAUUUGACCAUGGGGUCUCUGAAGGAGAUCUCAGGAGUCAAAGCUGUAGGUCCUCGCAGAAAGCUCAUUUGGAUGAUCAAGCAUCUUCUGUGACAGUGGUACCUGCUAUAGUGGAUUAGAUAGAUCUUGCACAGUAUGUAACAUUCAAACCCUCUUCUUCUUCUUCUCCUCCUCUCCUCCCCCUUUUUAAUUUUUUAAGUUUUUAAAAAUAACUUUAAUGACUUUCCCCUCUGAAGCUGAAACAUAGUAUGUCUCGAGUUGUGCCAUCCCUCUCGAUUUGCAGCUGGCUCAGGGAUGGAAUAACAGAAGAAUCGUAAUCAGGUGGAGUAAGUGGCUAACAGCCCGCAUUCAGAUUUUUCAUGAGGAUCUUUGAUAUGUAUAUGCAGCAAUUCUGAUGAUGUGCAAAGCAUUGUGCUGUAUGAUGUUUUGAUCUCGGGAUCAAAUAUCAGUAGCUAGAAGUGGAAACACUUGUUCAGAUUUCAGGACCAUCAAUAAACAAAUAAUUUUUAAUGGAGUUA